GUUCUUCAGGAAAAAAAUGAAUGGAUUCCAAGUAUUUUUCCGAAUAUACAGAAUAAUUACUUGAAUCACAACUGGCUCAGUCAUCGAGUGAUUUUGGCAGCUAGAAAUGUUGACGUUGACGAAAUUAACUUUCAGAUACAACAGUUGUUACCAGGCGAUCUGAUGUCUUUUAAAUCAAUCGAUACUGUUGUUUAUGAAAAUGAAAGUGUCAAUUUUCCAAUUGAAUUUUUAAAUUCACUAGAUAUACCUGGAAUGCCACCACAUAAUCUUCGAUUAAAGAUUGGUUCCCCUAUUAUUCUACUACGUAAUUUGAAUCCACCUCAAUUAUGCAGCGGUACGCGUUUGGUCAUCAAAAAGAUCACUGGAAAUAUUCUUGAAGCAACCAUUUUAACUGGGAAGUUUAAAGGAAAAGUGGUCCUGUUGCCACGUAUGCCAAUGACACCAUCAUAUUCUACCAGACCCUUCAGAAGGCUACAGUUUCCAAUUCGUUUAGCUUUUGCCAUGACUAUAAAUGAGUCUCAAGGCCAAACAAUGUCCAUUUGUGGUUUAGAUUUGGAAAAUCCAUGUUUUUCCCAUGGGCAACGAUAUGUUGCAUGUUCACGGGUAGGAAAACCGUUGAAUCUAUUUGUGUAG
This is a messenger RNA of Diachasmimorpha longicaudata, 633 nucleotides long. RefSeq lists its product as uncharacterized. The coding region runs from base 163 to 633 and encodes 156 amino acids. Lineage: Eukaryota; Metazoa; Arthropoda; Insecta; Hymenoptera; Braconidae. The record is from RefSeq and is a predicted model, not a curated record. Gene Ontology annotation, cellular component: replication fork. Gene Ontology annotation, biological process: DNA replication. The transcript has a single exon.